Messenger RNA from Nannizzia gypsea CBS 118893, 807 nucleotides. Its product is annotated as CCR4-Not complex subunit Caf16. Gene Ontology annotation, molecular function: ATP binding; ATP hydrolysis activity. The transcript is spliced from 2 exons. The record is from RefSeq and is a predicted model, not a curated record. The coding region runs from base 1 to 807 and encodes 268 amino acids. Lineage: Eukaryota; Fungi; Ascomycota; Eurotiomycetes; Onygenales; Arthrodermataceae.
AUGAGGCCCUCCGACCACCCAAGCACCGAUAUAACGGUAAACCACCUUAGCUACAAGUUCCCCGACGGCUCGGAAGGACUGUCAGAUAUCACCAUUGACCUCCCUCAGAACAGUCGAACACUCUUGAUUGGCGCCAAUGGUGCUGGUAAAAGUACACUCCUCAGGCUCCUUUCAGGCAAACGCCUUGCUCCAAAUGGUUCCAUCGUCAUUGGCGGCGUCGACCCGUUCAAAGAAGGCCUCGAAGGCGUCACAUACCUAGGGACGGAAUGGGUUCUGAACCCCAUAGUUCGAUCUGAUAUCGAUGUGCCGACUCUACUCGCAUCCGUGGGUGGAGAUUACUAUGCGGAAAGAAGGGACGAGCUAGUUAAGAUUCUUGAUAUCGACAUGUCGUGGCACAUGCAUGCCGUGUCCGACGGAGAGAGACGACGUGUGCAGCUUGCCAUGGGCCUGCUAAGACCCUGGAACCUCCUCCUGCUAGACGAAAUCACUGUGGACCUGGAUCUUCUUAGCCGGAGCAAUUUUUUGGAUUUCUUGAAACGAGAGACUGAGAGGAGACCUUGCACUAUUGUCUAUGCUACCCAUAUUCUGGACAACCUGGCUCAGUGGCCUACGCACCUGGUACAUAUGCACAUGGGUCGUUUAAGGGACUGGGGUUCUAUGGAGAAGUUCUAUAGCAACCGCCCUCGCAUGUCGGAAAACAGUCAGUUGGGUGAACUAGUGCUGGAAUGGCUGAGGAAGGAUAUGAAGGAGCGUGGACCUCGCCCUGGAAGACCAGCAGAGGCUAAGGAGGAUAUCAGAGAUGAAUGA